Molecule: messenger RNA, 3117 nt
Organism: Terrapene triunguis (Three-toed box turtle)
Lineage: Eukaryota; Metazoa; Chordata; Testudines; Emydidae
Gene: SH2B3
Product: SH2B adaptor protein 3
Exons: 8
Coding region: 211-1953 (580 amino acids)
Biological process (GO): intracellular signal transduction
Cellular component (GO): plasma membrane
Molecular function (GO): transmembrane receptor protein tyrosine kinase adaptor activity
Source: RefSeq, a predicted model, not a curated record
UGCCCCCCCCGCGCCGCUGCUCUUUGCAGACCCGCCGGGGGACCCAGCAGCGGGGGGGUCCCGCGCUCCAGGCAAGUGCCGCGGGGCGGAGCCGCCGCCGACCCCUCUCCGCGCCCGGGUUUCCUGCCCGAGGCCGGGCAGCGGCACCAUGGGCGAGCGCCACACGGACGGCUUCUCCUGCAGCGCACCUGAAUUGCUCCAGUCACUGCAAUGAAUGGCCAGACUAUCCCAGCAAGCACUCCCGGGCGUUCCCAGGGCUGGAAUGAGUUCUGCGAGCUGCACGCCAUCACCACGGCCAAGGAGCUCGCCAAGAAGUACCUGCUGUUUGCCACCGAGAACCCCCACCAUGACCUCCUGGCAGCCGAGAACUUCUCGGUGCAGUUCACAGACCUCUUCCAGCAGUACUUCUGCAACGAGGUGAAGGAAGGCUUAGCCAUGAACCAGUUCAGGGUCCUGCCCUUCAGCAGGGUGCGGGACUAUAGGGAGACCAGCAAGAGGCAUGCGGACGCCUCUUCGGGGCCGGUCGUGGCCAAGGUGGAGGCGGAGCUGACUGCCCACUCUGAGGCUGACAGAGCUGCUGACACUAACCCCCGGGGCCUGCCCAAGUCAUGGAGCUCCGAGGAGCUGAUGGGGGCAGCCUCCCCUCUGGCCGCCAGGAGACACUUCUCCCUCACCCAGCUACGGAGGAGCUGGCGCAAGUUCUUGCGCCGGAGGUCCUCCGAGGCCAUCCCAGGAGAGGGGGAGAUGCCAGAGCCUGCUCUCAAGCCUGGGCUGGCCAAAAAGAUCCUGCCGUGGACCCUGUCCCGAGAUCAGGCUCACGAGGUGUGCAAGGAGGGUCUCUUAAAAUACGGCAUGGUAGAUGAAACCACCAUGGACAGUGGGACACGCUGGCAGCGGUGCCGAUUGGUUCUACGGAAGGCAGGGACGUCCGACAAUGAAGAGUAUGUCUUGGAGCUGUUUGAUCCCCCCAAGUGCUCCAAACCCAAGCUGCUCACGACCUGCUCCGCUGUCCAAGAGAUCCGGAGAUGCACCCGCCUCGAGAUGCCAGACAACCUGAACACCUUUGUACUCAAGGUGAAUAACUGCACAGACGUUGUAUUCGAGGCUGGGGACGAGCAGCAGCUGAGUUCCUGGACAGCCGAAAUCAAAGAAUGUAUGACCCGAGGGUCCGGGGGAGCCGAUAUAGAGCUGCUCUCAGGCCAGCACUCUGACACCGUGGCAUCCAGCCCUGCCACUGGCAGCACCGACUCCCUUACCCAAGGCGCUAUGCACUGUGGGCAGCCGGAGCCAUCCUGCCAGAAAACCGACCAGUUCCUCUCGUCCUACCCCUGGUUCCAUGGCCCCAUUUCGCGCGUCAAAGCCGCCCAGCUCGUGCAGCUGCGGGGGCUGGAUGGCCACGGGGUUUUCCUUGUUCGACAGAGCGAAACCCGCAGGGGCGAAUACGUCCUCACCUUCAAUUUCCAAGGAAGAGCGAAGCACCUGCGGCUCUCGCUGACCGACCGGGGGCAGUGCCGGGUGCAGCACCUGCGCUUCCCCUCCAUCCUGGACAUGCUGCACCACUUCCAGCGGUGCCCCAUCCCCCUGGAGUGCGGCGCGGCCUGCGACGUCAAGCUCUCCAGCUACGUGGUGGUCAUCCCGUCGUCCCAAGGUUUGGGCUCAAGCAACACCAUCUUGUUCCCGUUCUCCAUCCCUAAUUGGAGCUCCGAACUCAACUUUACCCCCCUCAGUCCCUCCAACUGCCCCCGGCUACACAUGACAGACGACAUUCACCACAGUUCUCAGCCAGAACAGAUCUUCCACCUGGUGCCCUCUCCAGAAGAACUGGCCAACAGCCUCCGAGACAGCAAUGUGGCCGGCACGCACUCCAGCCGGCAGCGGGACUCUGACUACGAGCUGGAUUCCCCUGGGAGGGGCCACAUUCGGGCUAUUGACAAUCAAUACACACCACUCUGACAAGAUAGGGGGGAGGGGUGCAAACCACGCACUUUGGCUUGGAGCCCUGUUAGAAAACUUCUGCUAUAGAUUGUGGGAAGCCUAUGAAAAGAAUGUAAUUUGGGAUUUAUUUUUUUUUUGGUAAGGGAGGGGGUAAGAUAUAUAAACUGUUCACUCCAGUAUGGGUGUGAUCCCUCUAUUAGGCCUGUUAAAGGGCCUGUUUUACAUAUUAAAGCUUUCUUAUGACUGUUUACACGUCGUUCCUGUUAACAUGCCAGGCUCUCUGCCCUGUAGGCUAAUAUCUGCACUUAGUCAUUGGUACAGAGUCUAUGUUACAGGUGCUUUUGGUCUUCACUGCCCUUUGUCACAUGACAGAGCCCAGAAAAGAAACCAGAAGGGUCCAUUACAGCCACAUAAUUGGACAAAAAUGGAUGUGAAGUUCUUUGUGACAAGUUACCGAUCUGGGCUGUGCAUAAACAAAGAAAAGUCACUUCCUGAUGGCCAAGGAAUGUGCUGCAGUUGCGUAAGUCAUAGUUCCAUAUUUCUAACAGAGCAGUAGCCUUAUCGCUAACCUAAGAGUUCGUUCAUUACUUUUGGCUAGGGAGAGUACGGGCUUUAACUUAAAUCACGUUAGCAUUUAAAAAAACAAACAAUGGAGCCCUUGAAGUCACUGCUACAGCCAUGGGCAAAGGAAAUGCUUCCAUCUAUUAGUCACGAUUAAAAAGUGAACACUAACUUCCUCCUAUUAAUAUAGGCUUAACGUAACUGAUCAGCGGACAAAAGAGGAGACUGACAUCUUGUCAUAGCCUUGGAGUAAAACUUCCUUUCUGCUAUGGAAAUCUUUUAAGCACAAGUCUAGAGUUCAGCAAAAGUUUUUUUCCAAAUAUGUUACCUCAGGUUGGUUCUUCAAAACAGGAGGGGUGUUGAUAACCAGCCACUGUUGCUUGCAUUUAAAAAAACCAACUCUUUAAAUACUAGAGCAUAUUUUGAUAAGUAAAGCUAUGCAAAUACGACUCCUCUGUGUGUCAUGGUUUUCCAGCCAGAGUGGGUGCAACCUUUUCUCCCCAAUAUUCCCCUCGCCUGUAGGUUUCAGGAAAAUCACUUUGACUGUUGGGUUUUUGACAACGCUUUUGCUCUUUAUGGAGAAGCAACAGGAGCCCCUUCGGUGGAACAAAGAGGAGGGUG